AUAUGAGAAUUCCUUUUAACAUUUUUCUAAGGCGAAGGUUCGCCAUGCCUAGCCAAUGAGCGGAGUCAGGUACACAGGAGGGGCGCCGCGUAGUUUGUCAAUAAAAGGAGGGCCCCAUGGCCCACAUAUCAUCAUCAGGAAGUAGAGAGUGUUUUCAUUAUCCCAAUUUUCUAUAUUCCUUUGGAACAUCCCAAUCCUGGAAAAAAUAUUUCCAAUUUCUGUCACCAUUUUCAAUUGUUCAGUUUGGACUUUAUAGAGUUUUAGAUGACCAACACAAAGUAGUUGGGAGAAAAAAUUUAUCAAUAUCAAACCCAUUCAUUGCAUUUUCAGACAACCAACUCUCAUCAAAGUUUUGAACUUGUUGGAGUCGUCCAGAACUCACCUGAGCUUGAGAAUCAAAUUGAAACUAUGGGCAUAUCAUAACUAAGCAAACCCUUUAGUGAACAAGUUUAGUACUGGUCGGGUGAUAUAAAUAUAUAGAGAAGCAAAAGGCUGCAAUUUAAAGAUGAGCAAUAAUGACGACUUCACCUUUUGUCAGGUUGGUCCUCCUGUAAAUCCAGACACUUGGGAACCUCUGGAAACUUUUCCUAACAUUGGUGGUAUCACUAUAAAGGAGGGUUCCUCAAAUGAAGCAAGUAUUGAUCACAUGGAUGGUUUUAUAGUGAAAGACAGUUCAUUAAACAGUGCCUCAUCUAACAAGCAGAAAACAGUUGGUUCUUUGUCUUUUAAUGUUAUUGAUAUGUCAGCAACAACUGAAUCAUCAACACAUGCUGGAGAUUCGGGUAAAGCCUCACAAGGACAGAGGAGUAUUGUCAAAAAGCCUGCAGUUCGCGCCAAGGUUCCUUUUGAGAAAGGAUAUAGCCCAAUGGACUGGUUUAGGCUUAAUCGGACACAUCCUGAUCUUGCAGGAUUAAAGGGACAGUCAAAUAAAAGGCUUAUUUCCAUGGAAGAAGUUGAGCAACACCAAAAAGAAGGUUCUAUUUGGACUGUGUUAAAAGGUCGUGUGUACAAUAUAUCACCCUACAUGAAGUUUCACCCUGGAGGGGUUGAUAAACUAAUGAGUGCAGCUGGGAAAGAUUGCACAUCUAUGUUCAACAAAUACCAUGCCUGGGUGAAUGCUGAGUUCUUAAUGGAGAAGUGCCUGGUAGGUACUCUAGAUGACAACAGGUGAUGGAUCAUGACAGUUUGAUUAUUUAGAAGUGGUUCUCUGCGACAUCAAUAAUAUUUAGCAAGAUGAGCUUGGCAAAAUGGUAAAUCAUAAGUCAAUGAAGUAUAUUUUACUUUUUCUCUCAUACUAUGUAUUUCUUUAACAGGAUAAAGCUGAAAAGCCCUUAUGUGAAUAAAUCUGAUUUUCACAUGUUUAUAGCAUUCAUGGAACUCUGUGUAGAAGUGCAAUACAUUGUAAUUUUGAUGGUCCAUUUACUUUGGACAUUACCAGAUCACAUAUAUGAUAUACUUCUGAGUAUGACUGAUGAUGUCUAUGGUAUAAUUUUGUUUGAUGGCC
This is a messenger RNA of Macadamia integrifolia, 1504 nucleotides long. Its product is annotated as cytochrome b5 domain-containing protein RLF-like. Gene Ontology annotation, molecular function: heme binding. The coding region runs from base 506 to 1171 and encodes 221 amino acids. The record is from RefSeq and is a predicted model, not a curated record. NCBI's taxonomy places the organism in Eukaryota, Viridiplantae, Streptophyta, Magnoliopsida, Proteales, Proteaceae. The transcript is spliced from 8 exons.